This is a messenger RNA of Paralichthys olivaceus (Japanese flounder), 1911 nucleotides long. Its product is annotated as RNA-binding protein with serine-rich domain 1-like. Gene Ontology annotation, molecular function: RNA binding. Lineage: Eukaryota; Metazoa; Chordata; Actinopteri; Pleuronectiformes; Paralichthyidae. The record is from RefSeq and is a predicted model, not a curated record. Gene Ontology annotation, biological process: mRNA splicing, via spliceosome. Gene Ontology annotation, cellular component: nucleoplasm; cytoplasm; ASAP complex.
UGGUUUACAGCAAGCUGACGCGUUACGUCAUCUGUGUGCGACUAAUAGUGUUUGCGGGCAGGCAGAAAGAUGGCACCGUCCCCAACCAAGAGGAAGGAGGAUGACAAGAGUAAACAGCGUGGUAAGGAGAAGUCAGGAGCCACGAAAGACGGCACUGAGAAAAAACGUGAGCACCGCGGCCGUGAGAAGAACCGUACACGGCGCAGUGCUUCCAGUGGCAGCAGCAGGUCCAGCUCCAGCAGCAGCUCAGGAUCCAGCUCCGGCUCGUCCAGCGGCUCCAGCUCCUCGGCCUCGAGCCACUCGGGCUCGUCCAGCUCCCGCUCCUCAUCCUCCUCCUCAUCAUCCUCUUCGCCAAGCCCCAGCCGCCAGCGCCACAACAACAGACGACGCUCACGCUCAAAGUCAAAAUCUGCUAAGAAGGACGACAGGGACAGACGACGUAGAAGUCCCACGCCCAAACCCACCAAGGUUUACCUGGGCCGGCUGACAAGAAACAUCAUCAAGGAACACAUCCAGGAGAUUUUCUCCACCUAUGGAAAGAUCAAGAUGAUUGACAUGCCUGUGAACCGCACCCACCCUCACCUGUAUAAAGGCUACGCUUACGUGGAGUUUGAGACGCCUGACGAGGCGGAGAAGGCCCUGAAACACAUGGACGGAGGUCAGAUUGACGGUCAGGAGAUCACAGUCACAGCCGUGCUGACUCCCACAGUGCGCCUGCCGCCUCGCAGGCUGUCCCCUCCCCGCAGGAUGCCUCCUCCACCCCCAAUGUGGCGUCGCACCCCACCUCGGAUGAGGCGAAGGUCUCGGUCUCCAAGGCGACGCUCUCCAGUCCGGCGCAGGUCUCGAUCCCCUGGCCGCCGCCGUCACCGGUCGCGUUCCAGCUCUAACUCCUCCCGCUAAUGAUUGGCAAACCCCCCCCCCCGCCUCCUGCCUGGAUCUUUUCCUCGGAGGUCGUUGUGACCGAGUAGCUAUGACAGACAUAAACAUUCUUUUGGUUAACUAUUAAUGUACAAUGAAUGAUGAGAGUGUGGAAAAGUAUUAUGUGUCACUUGGUAGAUUGUUUCAAAAUGUUUUUUCAACACUAGAACAUGUACUGUGUUAAACGACAAGAUUUCUUUCAGGAGUUCUGAAUCUAGAUGGUCUAUACAUGAGUGGGGUUGGAGAAGAAAGGAGAAAUUAAUUUAUAUUGAUAAAAAUAACGUUUUGUAUCAUGUAAUUGUUCAAUUUGCUUUACACAUUUCAUGAAGAACAUGGUUUGUAAAGAUGGCGAAUGUGGUUUUUCAUUGGACACAUUAUCUAGUUUCUGAAUAUGAAGUAUUUGUGAUGAAAAUGUCUGCAUUUUAUUUUAUUUUUUAUGUUCUUAUGGAUUAACACAUUAAUACCAAUAUAACAUUGGCAUUGAAUUGAUAUUGCUGAUAUCAGUGUAGCUGUACUUUAAGGUGGGGUUGGUAACUUGUUUCUGAAACACUGUCUUAUUUGUUGAAAUCCUCUCCACGUCCUCAUAGCCAUCAAUGAAUUAAGUUUUCUUUAUUGGUUACACUUUCCACUCAGAAUGUUCUUUUCCAAAACAUCCAAGCAAAAAAAGGACAAAUAAUAGAUGAUCUGCAGAUUGCAUCUGUGCUCUUAUCACAGAUUCGGUAAACUGACUAAUGAUGAAACGAUACUAUUAUAAUUCCAAGGAGGUUCACAGCCUGAAUAACUUGUGCAGAUCUGGUUUUCAACUGUUUUCUUAUUAAUGUGUGACACGGUGAACUUUGGAUCCAGGCUUCUGUGGUUUUUGUAGAGAGUUGUGUUCAUUGUUGGAGCUGAAGGAAUUUUCAUUACUGUCUGUGUGUGUGUGUCUCAUUUUGUAUUGCUGGUUUGAUGUGCCGUUUAACUUGACAAUAAAAAGUCAUGGUUGGAACUUUAAAA